AUGAUAUUGAAGAUCGGAGAAGAUAGUAUUCAACACUGCCAUUGGGAAGAGGAUGAGAUGUUGAUCAGUGCGUGGUUAAAUGUUUCAACUGACCCUGUAGUUGGUACCGAUCAAAAGGGGGAAACAUUUUGGAGUCGAAUUCAUAGCUACUGUGUAGAAUUUUGUUCCGACAUGACAAGGGGGGUAGUUGCAUGUAAGAAACGAUGGUAUAAGAUUAACAAGGCUGUUGCACAAUUUGCUGGUUGCUACGAUCAAGCUAGUCGAAACAUAAGGAGUGGUUCAAACGCUGAUGACAUAAAGGAGUUGGCUUAUAAACUUUAUUCCACAAAUUAUGGUAAAAAAUUUACUUUUGAGAGGCAUUGGAACAUGCUUCGGUUGGAGCAAAAAUGGAGAAGCCAACUACCUACACAGAGUGGCGGCUCAAAGAGAACCAAGGUUAGUGCAACUAGAGCAUACUCAUCCUCAUCAAACCCAGAAACACCGUUGGCUGACGAACCCAUUGUGGACUCUCCCGUUCGCCCACAAGGAUCGAAGAAGAGCAAGCGAAAAGGUAAGGAAAAAGCAUAG
This is a messenger RNA of Arachis ipaensis, 567 nucleotides long. Lineage: Eukaryota; Viridiplantae; Streptophyta; Magnoliopsida; Fabales; Fabaceae. The record is from RefSeq and is a predicted model, not a curated record.